Molecule: messenger RNA, 5057 nt
Organism: Xyrichtys novacula (pearly razorfish)
Lineage: Eukaryota; Metazoa; Chordata; Actinopteri; Labriformes; Labridae
Source: the annotation of a GenBank genome assembly
UGGGCAGCCUGGCCAGGUUUUGUCUGAUACCUUCACAUGCAUGUAAGCUACUCCCCCAAAACACAGACACUUGACAUGUAAUCAGUCUUAUGUUUAGGAAUAUAUACAGGAUUUCCUCCCUGUCACCUCAGAAAACACCGACCAAGCCUUUACCAACAGUAAAGGAAGAGACAAAUCAGCAGACACUCACCACUGGUAAGUCCUUGAAGCUAAUAGCUAAAUGCUUCAUACCACAGGAAAGGCUAUGAUAUUUUUAAUUAAUACUUUAGAAAUCUUAUAUGAUUAUGCAGCUAUGUUUGAAAAAAUCCAUACCGAUAAUAUUCGGACUUUCUGUAUAUCACACCGCUUCUUACAGCAUAAUUGCGCAAUGAGAUACAAAGUAACAGGAUGCAGAUGAGCCACUUCUUACGGCUCUUCUUGGCCAGGUCGCUCAUGCGAAAGAUAAUGUAGCCAGUGACAUGUUCCUGAUUUCAUAAAUAUAAAUAUCAAACAUUCAGGUGAAUCCAGUCAUAACAUUCAGGUUUCAUUCAGUGAUCCUGAGUUCAGCAAAUGAUCGACCCCGUUAUCCACAUUCAUGAGAUUGACAUGAAUAACAGCUGUCUGUUUUUCAAGGUGAUGGAUGAUUUUCAUAAAUGUGUGAACACAUACCGGACCUUUUCCCUGUUGUUUCACUUGUUGUGGAUGCUCUUACCAACAGGUAGUAAUCUUUUACAAACAUGUCUACUUUCAAAAUGAGGAAAACUUGAUAUUAUUAGAGAAUAUUGUUUCCGUUUGUUUGUGAGAGGAUCUUUAUCACUUUCAUUAAUAAGAUUUAACAUCAUGAUUGUUAAAAUACCUGAUUUAUAUUUUUAGGAGUAGUAUUAAUCCUCUCAUUGAAUCCUCAGCAAAAAAGUUAAACUAUGACUUUAACAUCGGAGUGGUAUGAUACUGGUCUUUAACAUACAUAUUGAAAUCUGUGUUUUUCUCACAGAUGGAAAAACCAUCCACGCUGAGGCUGGCACAACAGUGUAUCUGCACUGCAUCAACCAGUCAAUCAGCACUCUCAAACUACUUAAAUGGCAAAUGAAUGAGGUUAACCUGUUCAGUUUUACCCCUAGUAAACCCUCGCCACAUGUCUUUGAUGAAGCUCGAAACCUGAGCAUUAAUUUGUUGACCUCAGAGAGCGAGCUGUUUGCACUGGUCAUAAAGGAAGCCCAGAAGCAUCACUCAGGAAACUACACCUGCGAGGCCACCAUGGAAACAACAAUUAGGAAACAGAACUAUGAGCUUUUAAUUACAGGUAAGCUAACCAAACCAUCAUUUUAUGUUUGCUAUGGUUGCUGAAUAAGUACCUGUGUGCAAAAGUCUGAAUAAAAACAGGUGUGACCAAAGACACUCAAUCAACCCUGCAAAGAUACAGAAGAAUGAGUAAACAGUAACAAGGAUAUUGACGUUGUUUCUAUGUGAGGAACAACCUCAAAACCAAGCCUGGAUACGUCAAUGACAUUUAUUUUUCCACAGAUAAGCAUGGUAUCAAGUGAUGCAACAAAUAGCUUCUUAAAGUCAGAGUUUGGGUGUUAUUAGGCUGUGGUGCGUGGUAUUAGUUCCUGGUUUAUUUUGGGAGACCACAGGACUUCCUUUGUGAAACUAGCAUCGCAGAUGAUUACAAUUUGCCAACAUGGCCAACAUGAUCUCACUACACACUAUAUAUCUGGAGACCUGAUUUUGAUAUACCCAUUGGUUUUCUUGGCUGCUGUUUAGAGGCUCGUCCAGACCUGCUGUUUGUAUCAAUAUUUAGAAAUCCGACUAGAUUCCACCAGGGCAAACCAAAGUUAAACAAGCAGCGCCAGGAACAUUUACCAGGCACUCAAAGCUGCCACAUCCUUUUUCCUGCAUAAUUAAAGGCAUGAUUGACGAUCUGAGACGCAGUUGAAAAAACUGAGCCGUUGAGGCAGAUUUGAAAAGAUUAUCCCACCCCUUCAACACACAAAACUCUCCCCUCUGUGCUCCAUAUUAACUCCCCCGAACCUGUAUCGCCCUCCCCAUGGCACACCCCCUCUGGCAGAGCAAGAAGCCGGCCGCGAUAUUUUUUUGCUUUGUGUAGGACAGUAGGGUAAAGUCCCGCCUCCUUCACCUCUGAUUGGUUAGAAAAGCUGGAAACAUCAUCGCACGCUCGAGCCAAACGUGGUACAUUGAACAGAACAUUACAGAACAUUACCGCACCUCUGAAUCUUCUAACCCUUAAGGUCCUUACACACCGGGAGCAUUUUAUUUUGUGCAAUUAUUUUGGACAUCGAUAUUUUUUUCAAACCCGUAUCCUGUCAAUACAAGUGUUCACAUCAGCGACAUUUUUCUUGUCCUGCAAUAUUGCAGCGCUUAUUUUUUUUUUGUGUGUCACGCUCUAAUUUUCUUAAGUUUUGCAUACUGUGUGUCGACUUCUGACCAAUCAUAUUUCGUGUUGUUGCAACAUCAGAUUCACUGGUAUAUCCAACAUGGCUGACCGGCUGAUUGUUUAUGUGUCAGAAAACAGAGUGCUUUUUGAUAAAAACACAAAUAUUAAGAUAAUGACCUAAAGGACAACUUGUGGAGAGUCAUGGCAUGAUCGCCAUGUAACCGAGGUUCAAAAUAAUUACCAAUCCCUCCAAUUGUCAACCAUGCCUUGAAACUUUACUACAAAAAAAGAUAUGUUUCACGUACAAUAGCUUCACUAAGGUGGGAGAUGUGUGUUAGUAAUUCGUAUUUGAGCGUCAAUUUUUCUGAUAAAGUGGGCUUGAAUUAGUUGAUGACGAAAACAUGAUCUAUGGUCAUUUGGUAAGUCCCUGCAUCAGAGCGGUGUCUGCACCUGUGGAGGCGGUAUUAUUAGGAGCUUAGAGGAAGUGUCUACAUCGAUGUACAGUCAAAGGUUGAAUACCACAAUGGUGUAAAAUUGGUUUUCAAGAGUGUGAUUUCAUGUGUCAGUCUGUGAACAUGAAAACCUGAGAGACACUGACUCAGCUGUUUUAUCAUCCCCCUGUCUUACCCCCAUUCUGCCUCUGUUACUGACUCUGAGGGAGGAUGAGAGGCAGGGCAGCUAAACUACCACAUAUUUAAGGAGGUUAAAGGAGGUCUAUGUCCCGCCUUGCAAUGACAGAGGCCCGCUAUAAACUGCCUUAAGUGGUUAUUCAAGGAUUUGCAACCUUUGGUACUUGGCAGUGGAGUUAACAGCCACAAAUGUUGCUGCUGUGUUGUACUUUAGAUUUUUGUGAUUGUUUUGCUGUUUUUCCCCCAGAGCCAGCUGGAAAAUGGAGUAAACAUAUGAUUGCUGUGGCGGUCGCUGUUCCUUGUGUGUCCCUCUUGACCUUUAUAAUUACUUUGAUUUUGAUGCUAACAGUCUGCAGACACCGUGCACAGUAAGUUGACUCAGUCCUUUACUUCCCUCAUGAUUUAUGACAGAUGGCCUCUCACCCCCAAAUAUAAAAAAAAUGGUCAUGUUCUUUUUCAGAAACUUCAUUCAUUCUUCUCACAGAGAUUCGGUAAAUCCAACAAUGAUCAACUCAGAAGUACACAGUCUGUCCAUUCACAGGAAUGUGAGAACAGUGAGAUCAUCUUGUCAAAGUGAACAUUAGCUGAUCUUCUGUUUCUUUUCUGCUUCCCCCAACAGAACGAGCAGACAGAGGAUAUCUAUGAAAACUGCCUGGAAAACCGUGGCUAUAAUCGGCCUGCCAGAAAUAAACCCAGGGCUCACUGAUGGGAAAUGUGGAGCAGUCAUUUGAAGGACAGAGGCAAAGAAAUACAAACCUUAACCACAUUGUUUGGGUCCUUUUCUUGCAUAAAACCUGAACUCCAAAAGACAUUUUUUUCAGCAUUUUUUGACAUUUCUCUCUACAGUUCGUAAUACUCCCUUAAUGAAUGUAUUGAAUGUGAUGAGAAAUCCCUCUUUCUCUAAUUAGGAGCUGCAUAUGAAAAUGUUCUUACCAUUUGGGGGCAGCAUGGCUGAUUACAUGUCUUUCUUGCUGCUACUUUAACUUUUUUUCCUGUUUAAAACAACUGUUUUUUUCGUGUUUUGAAAACUGCCCACUAUAAACAGUAGAAGAUCUUUGAAGCUCUGCUGCUUCAAAGGCUGCUGGUCCUCUAAACUGGAAUAAUCAAAGGAGUGCUUAGGGCCAAAAAAAUACAGGAUAAAACACACCUUCUUACAAGCAGGAUUGGGAGAAUACAUUUAAAUUACCAUGACUGAGAACAUUUACAUAGCUAUGGCUUUUAGGACACAAUCAGGUGUCAAGUUUGUAAUCUUUUCCACAGUUUACUGAACAGAUGUUGACAUACUGUAAGUAUUCCAAGGCAACAGCAAGAAAAAAAUCUUCAACAAGGACUCCUCUGUUUCAAUGAGAUACAGCCCACUUAGCAUGUCAUCCAUUCCUGUCUUACACAACAAAGAGGGUGUUGAGUCUCCAUGAGGCAAACAUCCUGUGGGCUGAUUUUUCUUAGUUUAAGACAAGCCUUAGUCUGUUUCCAUCUUCACAGUGGCUUUACAUUUGUGGUUAAAAAGAUAUAGUAUAUAGUAAUGAGAAUCCAUUAAUACUGUGUAAAAAAAAAAAACCCUAGUCAUUGCAACUAAAUGAAGCAUAGCGGUAGUUCAGGCAGGUCAUGGAGUCAAGCUAAAGGCUACAGUCAGCUGAUCUUAAGCCAGCCCUCAGUCAGCUGACAGCUCAGGUAAUCACCCUCUUCACAUGUCAAAAUGGCGCCCUAUUUAAACCGCUUCUCCUGCCUACUCUGCCUGCUGCAACCACUCUGCAACCCACCUCCACCCCAACUCCUCCUGUUUAUGUUGUGUCUGAUCUUACCAGUGUCAAAUGUAUUGUCACUGAUGCUUGCUCUGUUCUGUGCAGGGAUUUUUAUUUAUUUAUCUUAAUCGAAUUUGUUUGCUGCUGCUUCUAUGCCUGGCUCCUCAUGUAUGCACAUGAAAGGAGGGGAGGAGCUCUCCCCUCUUAGAGCUAUACUGUGCAAGUGCAUGGAAGGGCAGGGAACCCUCAGGACAGAGCCAUACUGCCAAAGUAAAAUGUUUGCUUGUAAUAAAUAAUUAAUUUUGACUAAAGUGA